Molecule: messenger RNA, 2443 nt
Organism: Misgurnus anguillicaudatus (oriental weatherfish)
Lineage: Eukaryota; Metazoa; Chordata; Actinopteri; Cypriniformes; Cobitidae
Source: RefSeq, a predicted model, not a curated record
AUUCUGCCCUCUUGUCAUUUUAUUAUUCCAGUCUUGAGGCAGGAUCAUGGCAGGCCCAGGUUGUUUGUGUUUGUAUGUCUCGUCUCCUGACUCCACCCCCUCGUUUCCCUGUUAAUCAUCCCAUUAUUGUUUAACCCUUGUCACCUGUUCCCUCUUGAUUUGUUCCCUAUUUAAUGCCCUUGUGUUCUCUGUCCUGUGCUGAUUCGUUUUGUAAAGAUUCAUGUGAUACUUGUGCUGUCUUGACUCUAAACCAGUAUUUGUGCCUUUGUCUGGAUUUACCUGUUUAUCUGUAAGUUAGUGUAUUGUCAGGAAAUUGUUCAAGUUUAUUGUUUUGUAGUCAGGUCUUGUUCAGUCCUAGUUUAGUGUCAGUUUUAUACAUAUUGUCUGUUUAUCUUUGCCUUGUUUUACCCCCUCGUGGGUUUUUGUUUUGUAUCUUUUGUUAUAAUAAAGCCUGUUUGUUCAUCUAUCCUGCAAUUGGGUUCUCACUCUAUCUCCUACCUGGAGAUUCCUGACAGGACGAAUCAGCCAUUUGAGAACCCAGCAGGUAGGAUGAACAUGUCUGCCCUACGAGCCCACCAGGCUCAUCUUCUCUUCGGCCUCAGACAGGGAGAAGCCGAUGUGCGGUCCUUUGCUGCUGUCUUCCACGCUGCUGCUAGGGACUCGGGGUUUAAUGAGGCAGAACUGAAGUGUAUCUACAACCGCUGCCUCAACGAACCCCUCAAACCCUCAGAGAUGAGGAUGUUGGAGCCCCUGGGCUUUGUGGAUCAGGUUCGUUACACAAUGAAUCGUGAGGAGCUCAGGGGCCCAACUGUGGUGAGGCCACCUACCCAACUGCCAUCUGUCCCUGAGGGCUGUGUCCUGGCCAUGGCUUCCCUGGAAGAUCCAGGUCUGCCCACUGUGACUCCUGAGAACCCUGCUCUGUCAGUCAGUCUGCGUGGUAAGCGAGGAAGGAGGAUUUCGUGGGAGUCAGUGUCUGAUGGAUCCUCCACAGAGCCCACCAUGCCCACGGCGGAAUCCACCUUAUCUGCUCCACGACCUAGAAGGAAGAAGAGAAAGAAGCGAGCUUCCAGUCCAUCUACUCCGUCUCCUCCUGGGCCCGCAUCAGAUCCACAGCCAGCUGCAGCGCCCCCUGUCACGGCUCCACAGCCAGCUGCAGCGCCCCCUGUCACGGCUCCACAGCCAGCUGCAGCGCCCCCUGUCACGGCUCCACAGCCAGCUGCAGCGCCCCCUGUCACGGCUCCACAGCCAGCUGCAGCGCCCCCUGUCACGGCUCCACAGCCAGCUGCAGCGCCCCCUGUCUCGCCACCGCUGCCGGAUGCAGCGCCCCCUGUCUCGCCACCGCUGCCGGAUGCAGCGCCCCCUGUCUCGCCACCGCUGCCGGAUGCAGCGCCCCCUGUCUCGGACUCUGUCUCACCAUCUGUGUCUGCCUCCAUUUCCAUGUCUUCCUUGGACUCUCUUCCCUACCCAGCCAGCCCUGUUUUGUCUCAUCCUGCUCCCAUGUCUGCCCCCUUUGCUCCAUGGAACCCAACCAUGUUCCCGUUCGUUCCCCCUGCCGCUGUCCUGUCUCAAUUUGUCCACCCUGGAACUGUUCCUGUCCCGUCUCAGUUUGUCCAGUCUGGAACUGUUCCUCAUGUGUCUCCUCCCAGACCUAUUUCCAAGACCCCCACUAAACUUGCCCGUACUCCUCGUCCUCGUCCUCAGCCAUCGUCUGAUUCCCCUGGUCCUAAGACUUUUUGCCCACCCAAGCCCACCCUACCUGGACCUUCUCCUAUAAACUCUGUUCCCCCUCCCCCCCCUCCCUUGUUUAUUGUUUUUAUUGUAUCACCCCAACCCUUUUGUAAUUCUCCAUUGUUUGCCACUGCUGUUAUUUGUCAUGUUUCAUUGGGUUCUGUCAUGUAUGCAGUCUGUCAUGUCCCGUCUUUAGUGUUUUCCCUGAGGAGCGUCUGGGAGUCGCUCCUUAAGGGGGGGGUUCUGUCAUGAUUCUGCCCUCUUGUCAUUUUAUUAUUCCAGUCUUGAGGCAGGAUCAUGGCAGGCCCAGGUUGUUUGUGUUUGUAUGUCUCGUCUCCUGACUCCACCCCCUCGUUUCCCUGUUAAUCAUCCCAUUAUUGUUUAACCCUUGUCACCUGUUCCCUCUUGAUUUGUUCCCUAUUUAAUGCCCUUGUGUUCUCUGUCCUGUGCUGAUUCGUUUUGUAAAGAUUCAUGUGAUACUUGUGCUGUCUUGACUCUAAACCAGUAUUUGUGCCUUUGUCUGGAUUUACCUGUUUAUCUGUAAGUUAGUGUAUUGUCAGGAAAUUGUUCAAGUUUAUUGUUUUGUAGUCAGGUCUUGUUCAGUCCUAGUUUAGUGUCAGUUUUAUACAUAUUGUCUGUUUAUCUUUGCCUUGUUUUACCCCCUCGUGGGUUUUUGUUUUGUAUCUUUUGUUAUAAUAAAGCCUGUUUGUUCAUC